Molecule: messenger RNA, 1536 nt
Organism: [Candida] anglica
Lineage: Eukaryota; Fungi; Ascomycota; Pichiomycetes; Serinales; Debaryomycetaceae
Source: the annotation of a GenBank genome assembly
GACAUGGAAACUAUCCGGAGCUAUGCCACGAGCUGGCCAGCGAUUAUUGUAGGGGUGCUUGUACUCCAUUUCGCGUACAGGCGCAUACGCAAGGCUGCAUUUAUGAAGAAGAAUAACUGUGUAGAGUCGCAAUACUUGACUAAUGGAUUCUUUUCCAUCAGAUUACUUUUGGACAUGUUAGCCAAGAAGAAGAGUGGCGAACUUAUAGACUAUACUCAUGAGAUGUUUGAAGAUUCAAAUGGUACUUUUAGUGUCCGUCUUGCCGGGGUCCAGAUUAUGUUCACCAGAGAACCAGAUAAUUUGAAGGCUAUUCUUGCAACCCAAUUCAAUGAUUUUGCCUUGGGGAGCAGACAUGAACAUUUUCUUCCCCUUUUAGGAGAUGGAAUUUUCACAUUGGAUGGUCAAGGGUGGAAACAUUCACGUGCCAUGCUCAGACCCCAGUUUGCGCGUGAACAGGUUGCACAUGUGCAGGCCUUGGAACCACAUCUCCAAUACUUUGUCCAACAUGUACGUAAAUCUGGAGGAUCAACCAUCAAUAUCCAGGAAUUAUUUUUCUGUUUAACUGUUGAUACCGCUACCGAAUUUUUAUUUGGUGAAAGUGUUGCAUCCUUGCAGGAUUCAUCGAUUGGAUGUCACGAUGUUAAUGAUUUUGAUGGACGUAAGAAUUUUGCAACCUCUUUUAAUUUGGCACAAUCUUAUUUGGCAUCAAGAUCUUGGAGUCAAUUUUUCUACCCACUUAUCAAUAAUCGUGAAUUCCGUGAUGCAUGUAAAAACGUACAUACAUUCGCCCAAUAUUACGUCAAGAAGGCAUUGGAGGCAACUCCAGAAGAAUUGGAAAAGCAAAGUCGUGGAGGAUAUGUGUUUUUAUAUGAAUUGGUUAAGGAAACUAGAAACCCCAAGGUUUUACAAGAUCAAUUAUUGAACAUUUUACUUGCUGGAAGAGAUACCACUGCUCUGAUGUUGUCAUUUACAUUUUUUGAAUUAUCGAGAAACCCUGAUGUUUGGCAGAAGUUAAAGGAUGAAAUCUACACAACUUUUGGAAAAGAUGACAUUGAAGGUAUUACAUUUGAAUCAUUGAAAAAAUGUGAAUAUUUGAAAUGGGUAGUUAAUGAAAUCUUACGUCUUUACCCAUCAGUUCCAUUGAAUUUCCGGAUUUCUACCAAGGAUACUACAUUACCAGUUGGAGGUGGUAAAGAUGGUGUUUCUAAAGUUUUUGUACCCAAGGGAACCACAGUAGCUUACGAUGUAUACUCAACCCAUAGAAUGGAAAAGUAUUAUGGUAAGGAUGCCAAAGAAUUCCGUCCUGAAAGAUGGUCUGAAGGGGGUAGAUAUGGAUGGGCUUACCUCCCAUUCAAUGGAGGUCCAAGAAUUUGUCUUGGCCAACAAUUUGCCUUGACAGAAGCUUCUUAUAUUAUCACAAGAUUGGUGCAAUUAUUCCCCAAUUUGGAAUGCCGUGAUGAUAGACCAUAUCCUUGUAACAAAAAUGAACAGCUUACAAUGUGUCAUCAAGAUGGGGUUUUUAUUUCCUUAUCUUAG